GGGUGAUAGCACUGAACGCAAAAUUACAUAUCGCAAGACGUUUAUCAUCUAGGAUUGCCGCGUGGAGAUUAUGCAUACUCCAAUUGGAACCAGCGUCUUGGCAAAGGAAAAAAAAUCGCUUGGUUUUAGUGGCAAUCAAGGCACAUGGCGGUCAAGAAUAAAUUGAUAAAGCGGCAAAGGCUAUACACCUUCAAUCAUCGUCUUCUCCUACAGAGGCAAUGCAUUAGUGACUGGUAUCAUGAGAAGGCGCUACGUGGUGCGUUGGUAGCAUCUAGGCCGGGGCGCCACAGCGAUUCUCGAGUGCCGGUAUCGUUCCAUUUCGUUGCCCCAUGGCGAAAAGCUAGUACCGUUGGGUAUGGGGGCUCCCCACGGUUAGCAAUCUAUAUCUUUUGUGGAAGCUCUCGAAAGGCAUAUCUUGCAUAUCUACUAGACUUAUCUGGAAAGAUAUCCGCAUAUCUCUGCACCGAAAGCUGUCGAACCUUCAUGAUAAGAAGGCUUGUGUCCUUGCGAAGACUUCUAAUCAGUAAGAAUCAUGUACUGUAUCAUACAGAGGCAGAUGGAAGAGUACUUUUAUCUUCAGCGAUAGGAUCUGACGUUACAACCAUGCUCGCGUGCCCUCGCUUUUCUAGUCUGCGCUCGGGGUUACAAUUAAUAUUGACACCCCUGUCUAUAGUUCGACCUCUGGUCCAAUCACGUGAGUGACCCACGGAUGGCGAUAACACUGAGGGUCCCCCAGGGAUUAGGGCUCGACGAUCCCUGACAUUCGAGAAGCUGAGACCCAAUAAACGGCGGCAUUUCGGCGAUCACGAGAUAAGGUCGAAAGGAAC
Xylona heveae TC161 is the source of this 827-nucleotide messenger RNA. RefSeq lists its product as hypothetical. Bases 145 to 702 code for a protein of 185 amino acids. Lineage: Eukaryota; Fungi; Ascomycota; Xylonomycetes; Xylonales; Xylonaceae. The record is from RefSeq and is a predicted model, not a curated record. The transcript has a single exon.